AGUUUAGUUCUGGCUAUCGCAAUAGCCUGACCGCGAGCGCGGUCUAUAUCGAAUUCCCCCCCAACAACAAGCAGAUAAGAUGGCUAAGUGCAAUAAUCAAUAAACUUGCUUUUCAAAAAUAAACUUCCACUAAAAACAAAUUGUAAACGUAGAUUAGAUCAAGUUAAUAGGGAAUUUCAUGCUAACCGAAAUUCAACACAUUUCCGUAAAAAACAAACAAAUAAAUAGCAACGCAAAGCGAAACAUAUUUUCUAACUUGCAUUCUUAACGCACCCCCCCAAAAAAAAAGUUUUGUGGGGUUGUUGCUUACAGCCACCCACUCAAUGUGUGUGUGAACUUGUGUGUGUAACAACAAGAGCCGUGGAGCUGAGCUGUAAAGAGCAGAAAUAAAAAAUCUAUGAAUAUAAAAGUCAAGUGUGCUCAUAGUUGCCGUUGGGAAAAAGUGUAAAAAUUGCAUCUGGACGGAAGUAGAUACGUGACAGAGCGUGGGUCAUGUCUCUGGAGGAUCCGUUUUUUGUUGUCAAGGAUGAGGUCUUCAAAGCGCUGAACAAAACCCGCGGACUUUAUCUGCGUUGGCGUGAGUUCGGCGAAGACGGUGGCGCCGAGGUUGAAUGGACAACAACGGAGCUGCGUAAUUCGUUGCGCAGCAUUGAAUGGGACCUCGAGGAUCUGGAGGACACUAUCAGCAUUGUUGAAAAGAAUCCAACCAAGUUUCGCAUUGAUAAUCGUGAACUGUCCAGCCGGCGUCAUUUCAUUGACAACACUCGCGAUGAGGUCAAACAGAUGAAGGAUAAGAUGAGCCUGAACCGGAACAGGGACAGAGACAUAACCGCACAUCAGCCACUGCUCGAGAACGAAAGGAAUCACAGCCUGAACCACCACAGUCACAAUCCUAACCACAAUCACAACCAAAGCAACGAAUAUCAUUCAAACAACGAUCGCACCUAUCUGGUUGAUUGCCCCAAUUCACAGUCAGUCGCCAAUACCAUAGCAGGCACGAUGUCCGCAGCAGCAGCAGCCGCAGCCGCAACGCGGCACAGUGGCACAAAGUAUUCCAAGCUGGAGAAUGCUCUGGAUAUAGAUAGUCCCAGCCAUUAUGGGGGCAAUGGCAGUAGUUUGGAUAGUCCUGGUCAUCGAUAUGUGGGCGAGACGGUGUCUGUGCAACAGCGCAUGAUUCAGGGUCAGGAUGAGCAGCUGGACAUGAUAAGUGAUUCCAUUGGCACCCUUAAGACUGUUUCGCGCCAAAUUGGCGUCGAAUUGGAUGAGCAGGCGGUCAUGUUGGAUGAUUUUGGAAAUGAGUUCGACACAACCGAAUCCAAGCUGGAUACAACAAUGAAGAAAGUUGCCAAAGUUCUACACAUGAAUAAUGAUAAGCGUCAGUGGGCUGCCAUCCUCAUACUAUCUGUGCUGUUAUUGUUUGUGAUAAUUCUGUUUAUUGUUUUGUAAUUUAUUUGUUCACACUUUUUGCGCUUACGAGUCGAAACAAUUGUAGUGUAAAUUAAUUAGAUUUAUUUUUUAAAUAAGUAUAAUUGCAAGUCUUAAAAGCGAAUUCAAUAUUUUAUAUAUAUUUUAAUAACCUGACUACAAAAUUCCCUAGCUGUAUAUAUACACGUUUAAAAACUUUAUUAACAAAAUCACCAAACAAAUCCGAGAAUCGAGAGUAAUAAUGCAAAACGUAUUUCCAAAGACAGAAAGAAUUAUGCGUUAGUUUCUGGUAACUGAAACACUUGCUAAAUGGUACAAUUUAUAUGUAUGUGUGGAGAAGAAUAUAUCUGUAUAUCAAGAGAGUUAUUUAAAAACCUGUAUGCAGUUG
Drosophila grimshawi is the source of this 1813-nucleotide messenger RNA. RefSeq names its product syntaxin-6. Lineage: Eukaryota; Metazoa; Arthropoda; Insecta; Diptera; Drosophilidae. Gene Ontology annotation, cellular component: membrane. The transcript is spliced from 4 exons. The coding region runs from base 493 to 1446 and encodes 317 amino acids. Gene Ontology annotation, biological process: Golgi vesicle transport. The record is from RefSeq and is a predicted model, not a curated record.